GCUUCUUCUUCUCUCUGAGACUCUCUUCUUCGCACAAAUACACACAAAACUGUUAAAAAGCUUUUUUAAGCUCCAGAUCUGUGGAAACUCCCAUGGCUAUGGAGUUUUAUAGAAGUUCCAGGAGACUACAAAUCCUUGGAUCUGUGAUUCUUCUUCUCUUUAUCCACGCUGCUCACUCCUUUUACCUUCCUGGUGUUGCUCCUCAGGAUUUCGAAAAGGGAGAUGAGUUGAAGGUGAAAGUGAACAAAUUGACUUCCAUAAAGACUCAGCUUCCAUACUCGUAUUACUCUCUUCCUUUCUGUCGUCCUAAGAAGAUUGUGGACAGUACUGAGAAUCUUGGAGAAGUGCUACGUGGAGACCGGAUCGAAAAUGCUCCUUAUUCGUUUAAAAUGCGUGAAGCACAAAUGUGCAAUGUUCUCUGCCGUGUUACACUUGAUGCCAAGACUGCCAAAGCAUUCAAAGAGAAGAUUGAUGAUGAGUAUCGGGUCAACAUGAUUCUCGAUAACCUUCCUCUAGUGGUUCCAAUCGAAAGAGUUGAUCAAGGUCAGGGAUCUCCCUCUGUUGUGUAUCAGCUAGGAUAUCAUGUCGGUCUUAAAGGCCAGUAUGAGGGGAGCAAAGAGCAAAAGUACUUUAUGCACAAUCACUUGGCAUUCACUGUCCGGUAUCACAGAGAUAUGCAAACCGAUGCUGCAAGGAUUGUGGGAUUUGAGGUCAAACCAUUCAGUGUCAAGCAUGAAUACGAGGGACAAUGGAGUGAGAAGACCCGUUUGACUACCUGUGAUCCUCACACAAAACGCCUGGUUGUUAGCUCAGCAACACCUCAAGAAGUCGACAAUAAGAAGGAAAUUAUCUUCACAUAUGAUGUUGAUUUCCAGGAAAGUGAAGUGAAGUGGGCGUCUAGAUGGGAUGCUUAUCUUCUGAUGAGCGACAAUCAAAUUCACUGGUUUUCUAUUGUCAACUCUCUGAUGAUCGUCCUCUUCCUUUCUGGUAUGGUAGCUAUGAUUAUGCUGAGGACUCUUUACCGCGACAUUUCACGAUACAACGAGCUUGAGACACAAGAAGAAGCUCAAGAAGAGACAGGGUGGAAACUCGUCCAUGGUGAUGUUUUCAGGCCUCCAACCAAUUCAGAUCUUCUCUGUGUCUAUGUUGGCACAGGUGUCCAGUGUUUAGGCAUGGUACUUGUCACUAUGAUCUUCGCCAUGCUCGGAUUUUUAUCACCUUCCAACCGGGGAGGUCUUAUGACAGCUAUGCUUCUCCUCUGGGUCUUCAUGGGUUUAUUUGCUGGUUACGCCUCUUCACGUCUCUACAAAAUGUUCAAAGGAACAGAAUGGAAGAGAAUUGCCUUCAGAACAGCCUUCUUGUUCCCUGCAGUUGUCUCAGCCAUCUUCUUUGUCCUAAACGCUCUUAUCUGGGGACAAAAAUCAUCCGGAGCUGUUCCCUUUGGGACAAUGUUUGCUCUUAUCUUCCUCUGGUUUGGAAUCUCAGUCCCUCUUGUCUUUGUUGGCGCUUACAUCGGAUUCAAGAAGCCACCGCUCGAUGACCCCGUGAAAACCAACAAAAUCCCACGUCAAAUCCCAGAACAAGCUUGGUACAUGAACCCAAUUUUCUCAAUCCUUAUCGGAGGAAUCCUACCAUUCGGUGCGGUCUUCAUCGAGCUCUUCUUCAUCCUCACAUCCAUCUGGCUCAACCAGUUCUACUACAUCUUCGGUUUCCUCUUCCUCGUCUUUGUGAUCCUCAUGGUCACCUGCGCAGAGAUAACCAUUGUUCUCUGCUACUUCCAGCUUUGCAGUGAAGACUAUCUUUGGUGGUGGAGGUCUUACCUCACCUCAGGUUCUUCUGCGGUCUAUCUCUUCCUCUACGCAGCCUUCUAUUUCUUCACAAAGCUCCAGAUCACUAAGCUCGUCUCAGCGAUGCUCUACUUUGGUUACAUGCUCAUCGCCUCUUACGCCUUCUUUGUGCUGACCGGAACAAUCGGUUUCUACGCUUGUCUCUGGUUCACAAGGCUCAUCUAUUCCUCGGUUAAGAUCGACUGAUUCAAGAAAACAUUCAAGAGACAGAAAGAAAGAAAGAAGAAGGUAAUAUAGCGUAUGAUUUUCACAAGUUCCAAAAUCUUUUUUUUUUUUUUGCUCAAUAGGAGUCUUCUUGUUUCGCUCUGGUUUUGGUUACAGUAACGAAAGAAAGGUUUUUAUAUGUAAACCUUUUUCUUAGAGUGUAUUCUGUUUGAUUUUUCCCAAAUGACACUUCGGAUUAUCUUUUCUUGAUUGACAAUAUGUGAUUCUUUCAAUUCUAUUUAUACUCUCCUUUAAAAUC
This is a messenger RNA of Capsella rubella, 2310 nucleotides long. RefSeq names its product transmembrane 9 superfamily member 9. NCBI's taxonomy places the organism in Eukaryota, Viridiplantae, Streptophyta, Magnoliopsida, Brassicales, Brassicaceae. Gene Ontology annotation, biological process: protein localization to membrane. Bases 93 to 2033 code for a protein of 646 amino acids. The transcript has 7 exons. The record is from RefSeq and is a predicted model, not a curated record. Gene Ontology annotation, cellular component: membrane.